AUGGAGUAUAACAAAUAUUAUGAAAAAAAAAAAAUGGAAAAAAUUCCAUGUUUCAAACACACGUAUGAAUACAAUGAGGAUGAUAGAAAAAACUUCGGAAUAGAAUAUAUGAACCCUGAAUUCUUACAUGACGAAUUGACAAGAUUAAACAUAUUUACCAUCAUAAAAAAUGAAAUAAUAAAUGUACUUUCGGUUAUUAAAAAGCACGAAUAUAAUAAAAAUUUAGACUCGAGCAUUGUAGACGCACUAUUCAUCCUCUAUAACAGCAUCAGUAAUUUGACGAACAGCUUGAAGGAAGAAAUAGACAUACACGAAUUUAAUAAUAAGUUAGAUAUAUAUCAUAUAGCUCCUUUUUUAAAUAUCAUAAGAAAUAAUAACAUCUUUUAUAGAAUAAAACUGAACGCUUUACAUUCCUUGGACCACAUAUUAAAGUAUAACAGUAGCUAUUUCAAUGAAACGAUGUAUGAUGAAAAUGUUUCUAGAAAGCAGGAGUCGUACAUUUCCAUCCAGAACGAUCAGGAUAUGAAGAUUAAUCAGAAUGAUCAUUUAAAUAUAAAGGAACUAAACGAUGCACACGAAAACAGUUCUACCAAAGUGAAUGAAGAAAGGCAUGAUGAUAGCGAAGUGUUAUCAUCCAAGAUGAGUGAAAAAAUGCCGAAGAGAAAAAAAUAUAAUUUUUUUUCAAAAAAUUAUAAAUUAUCGAAAAAAUUUUCGGAUAAGAAGGAAGACAACUCUGAUUUGUUAAUUAACAAAGGGAAUAACAUCAUUAACGUGAGCAUAGAAACGUUACUCUGUGCACCUAUUAACUACAACAACAUUAACCAUGAAGAAAUUAUACUGUACGAUACCAUCAUUUUGUUUAAUAAUAUGCUCUUUAAUGCCAUCAGAGUUGUUGACAGGAAAAAUAUUAUAAAAAUCAUUUGCUACAUUUUUAAAAUAUACAAGAAUAAUAAAUAUUCCCUAUUGUUUAAGGGGAAUUGUGAAUCAAUCUUGAAAAACAUUUUCUACAUUGUAAUGAAUAAUUUGACCAGUAGCACCGGCAGCGCAAAUAUGAGGAGCGUUACCACUGCUACUGCGAGUGUGCCUAGUAACGUUACCACUAAUGAAUUAAGUAAUGCCUGCACAAACCAAUCUACAAACACCUGCGGGAAUAACGAAAGUUCCGCAGAUGAUGAAUUAAUACACGAUUUGUUAACCAUCAUUCUGAUAUUAAUGAACAGCAAUAAAAAUAAGUUCGUGGAGGAUUUAUUAAAAACCAAGGAGUGCAUUGGGAUGUAUAAUGAUUUGUUUGAAAAUGAAAUUUCGAAUGAUAAUAUGGAGUGCAUUAAUGUACUUUCCUUCAGAUUACUAAACAUUCUUUUGGAAACAUGCGGAUACGCCUUGAUAAACAAAAAUUUUGACGCUCUCUCUAACAUAAUAAGGUGCCUAUUUCUGCACAUCACCUCAUCGUCUUAUAUCCUCAUGUGCAGGUCCAUGAGAACGUAUAUAAACAUUUUUAUCCUGUAUAAGAAGCAUUUUUGCAUUUACAAUGAAGUAUUUAUUAAUAUAUUAUUAAGUAUACUGAAAAACAGUUCUUCCAAAAAUGUUACAGAAACAGCUCUGUUAACCUUGUCCUAUUUUUGCCUUGAAAAUGUCUUAUUUGAAAUAUACUAUAAUCAUGAUGUUAACUUGUAUGCAUCGGAUCUUUUAGAAAAUUUCAUAAGAGCCGUACUUGAUUUGUGCGUCAAUUUUAUUAACAACACGACCAUUAUGAAUGAUGUUAUUUUUAAGAUGGUAAAGAAUAUUUUGCACAUAAUAAUACCAUGCGUGGGUAAUUGUAUCACCUCCGCAAAUGUGAGCAACAACAAAAGUGGCAAUAACGUAUUGAACGACCAGAACAAUCGAAUGGGUGAUAUAGGUGGAUACACAAAUCAACUCAUUAAUGAAUUCAGGAACGAUUUAUACUCAGAUAUUUUUGGCUAUGUAAUCCAUUCUGGGAAAAUCGAAUUGCUCAAGGGUGCAUCUGGAAUUAGAAACUGGAGGGAGAAGUCUGAUGAGAAGAGAAAAAUACAAAAAGAAAAAAAAAAAAAAAAAUUACCCAGUGAAGAAAGUGGGGGCAACAAAUGCACAACUCCGAUAGGCGAUUCCAACGAAUCUUCCAAAGGGGAAAAAAAGAAAGAACAAACCAGUCAAGAAAAUGAUAGUAAAAAAAAUUCCCUUAAACAUGGAGAAGGCACAGAAAACGCCCCAGAAAAAGAAGAAUCGAAAAAAAGUAACAUGAAUGAACUCUACUCCCUCAACUUUCUUACAUCAAAUAAGGACAAAAGGUACGUCCUUCUUUGCUCCAUUUUACUGUGCGAAUAUGUUAAGGAGUCUAUAAAAGUGGACUAUAUUAAGAAUAAGGAACAUUUGAUGAGAAAGAAAAAAAUAAGAAAAGAAAUUUUAAAAAAAGCAGCAACCAUUUUUAACACACUAAAAAAUAAAUCCAUCGAUGAGUUAAUCAAAAUGAAAAUGAUCCAAACGGAGGAGACGUUCAUUCAAGGGGAUAAAAAUGAUUCUAUUCUACAUUCCCUAAUGACAGAAAAACGUGAACAUUUCACUGUUUAUUCGAAUCAGUCCUAUGACGAGAAAUCCCAUGUUUCCAGGGACAUGGACACAGAGAAGGUUAACAGUGAUAAAUCUAAUGGAGAGCCACAUUUGACUGCUUCUAAAAACAGUGACAAUAAUGCGAACAUGUCCAAUAGCAGGGGGGAUGUUGCAAACCCCAAAACAUACAUCACAAGUGACACCAAAAGUGGAGAGAAGGGACUCAACUCUGAUGCCAAGAACCCCCAUUCUGCAAUGGACGAAUGCAAUGGUGAAUUAAUAGAAGACGAGGUGAAACAGUUUUCUAAUCAUCAUAAGGGUAAGGAUACACUAAGCGGUAGUUUUGAAAAAGGGGAAAGGGAUAACAGUAAAGUAAGUGACGAGAAGAGGGAAUCCCUGUCCCUGGUCGAAUCGUCAGGAAGACGAAAUGCGAGCGAGGGCACGGAUUAUGACACCAACGCGGAGGAAGCAAAGGCGUCCCAGAUUAAUUCGGAACUAGUGAACACCAAAAAUGGAGAGAACGAUUUAGAGGAAGAAAACAAGAAGCAGAAAAGGCAUAGCGAUGCACACAUCAGGAACGUUGCGCACACGGAGAAUGGCAGCUCACAAAAUAUGAUGAAACGAAACAGUGUUCUUAGUAACGCCCAAAGAAACCUAAUGGAGGACCCACACUUUUUGAAGUCCAUAGCCAAGUUUCUCAGAUAUAACCCUUUUCUAGACAAAGAAUAUGUAGGUGAAUACAUUUCGCACAGAAAAAAUAUAAAUAUUUUGAAAAGUUACGUUCGGCUCUUUGACUUCUGCAACUUGUCGUUACUGUCCUCGUUGAGAUUGUUUUUGUACUGUUUCAAGUUACCAGGAGAAGCCCAGCUAAUCGAGAGGAUAUUAGAACAUUUCAGCCUGUGUUUUUUUUAUUCCAAUCCGAUUUGCGGAGACUUAGAUAGAGUUUACCGUGAAGAAGGUGACAAAGUUGAAUGCUUACUGAAAGACGAGGAGCUGGCAAACACGAAGAGGUAUAUCUUGAUAGAUUUCCUGAAUGAUAACUCGCACGAAGGGGGUAGUGGUGACGGUAGUAAUAACAAACCGAGUGAGAGCGGCGAAUCAAAGCAUACAGAUGGAGACACAGCAUGCCAAAAUAAGGAAGGAAGCCCUGAGAGGAAGAGGAAGAAGAAAAAAAACUCAUCGCAACAUAGCAAUGUGCAGGAAAAAAUUAAUCUAAAAAAAGAUGUCGAUAUGAAUGAUUAUAUCCACAGAAAUGUGUACUCCAUGUCGAAGAAAAUACAACUGAUGAGCGAAGAGGAAGUGCAGAAGAAGUAUGUUCUUGUUGAAAAUAGCGACGUUAUAUUUAUUUUAACCUAUUCGAUUAUUAUGUUAAACACAGAUUUGCACAACAAUCAGGUAAAGAACAAAAUGAAGUUGGAAGAGUUUAUAAAAAAUAAUAGGGGAAUAAAUAACGGAAAAAAUAUUGAUAGAAUAUAUUUGGAAAAUCUGUACAACUGUAUAUUGCAUGAAGAAAUUAAACUGUUCUCCAACACACAAAGCACCUACACAAAUGACAAUCAGUAUUGGAAGUUGCUGGAAAAGAGGAAAGAGCAGUACAAAAAUUAUCAUUCAUUUAAGGCAAAGGAAGUGUACUUCUACAAAUUUGACAUCAAUAAAUUGUUAAUUAAGAAUAACUUCAUUCCGAUUUUUUUCGAAAUUUUCAAACGUACCCAAGAUUAUAAUUUGACAGAAAAUUGCUUAAGCAUAUUCAAGAUGGCCAUAACCAAUUUUGCCUACUACCAUGAUGUAGAAAAUAUAAAUAAAUUAUGUUAUAUAUUUAAAUACAUCAAUUUUUAUUUGACACAAAAAUCACAGUCAUUACUGUACCUCCUAUUUCAUGUCAUCAAAAGGUGCCACAAUUUAUUUCGAGAGGGGUGGGUAAUAUACAUAAAUGUUUUGUGCAAAUUAAUUACCAUAGAUUUAGUCCCCAUUUUCUUUUAUCCCCAUAUGUAUAUAAACAAUGCUCAAUUUAAUAACGACAAAGAUUCUCUCCACAGAAAGUACAAAAAGGGAAACUGCGUAGAGACAUAUAAUAUCAAUAAAAACAUAACCGAAAUUUAUCAACAUCCAUUUUUGAUGUUCAAAAAAAAUAUAAAAAAAAUGAACAAGCCAAAGUGGAUUGACGAAUUCAGCAGUAUGUUCUUUUUCAGACAUAGCAAUAAUGAAAAUUCGAAUUUGUCCAUGAUUUUUAAGGAGAGCUAUUCUGAAAAACUCGAUGAAGAUAAAAAGAAAAGGAAAAAAAAAGACAAAACAGAGGAGCAUGCAAAUAAGGAAAAAAACAACAACACGUCUAUCAUUAAUGGGGAUAUAAAACAAACAGAUGAUGGGGAGGAUGACGACGAAGAGGAUGAUGAUGACAGUGAUAAUGAUGAUAGUAAUGAUGAAGAUAACCUCAACCACAUAUAUGUACACCUUAAGGUAGACCCCAAAAAUGUGGAUAACAGCUCCAUCAUGGACAGUGUCACCAUUUAUAAAAGAUUAAAAUUAGAUGUUUACAACUUUUUUACCAUAAACGAUUUUUACAACAAUAUGAUUACAAAUUUGAACAUCACCAGCUUUAUAUACUUGGUGAAAAUUUUAAUGAUUAAGUGUUCACUUACCAAACAUAGUGAACAGCACAACGUUGCCCCGGGAAAUAGAACCGACCUUCAUAACUCAAGCCUAAGAAUGCAAAUUAUACCGAACCACAACUAUAUGACAAAUGAUAAAAGCGGCGGCAUUCAUAAUACCCACGAAAAUAUUAAUGACUCCAACCCAGUUUUAAUAAACGCGGAUAACUCCUUCGAUUUGUUUUGCAACACGAAGGAAAAACUGCUCACAUCACAAAUGCUCUUUCACAUUAUUUACUUUAAAAUUAACUACACCUAUGUCUUGUAUAAUAUGAUCUGCCGGAUGGGCAAGAAGAGCGCUACAAGGAUAUUCAAAGAAAGGGGUGCUCAAGAGAAGUGUGGAAAAAUGAGCUCUCCGAUAAAUUUACUUGUGGAAGAAUCCCUAAGGGGAGACAUUCAUCCAGGAACGGAAAAGAACGAGGAUGACAAGAAGAAGAAAAAAAAUCGCUAUGACCUCACAUUGGAUAAUAUUUACGACACAGACAAUUCGACGAAUGUCACGUCCAGCGAUUCAGAAUUCAGCGACAUAUCUAGCGACUCUUUUUUUAUAAGAAAGAACGAUCUAAUUAUUGAAGAAAAUCGAAUCUACGGAGAUGGAGUUCAGAAAAAAGAGGUGUACUCCCAAGAAGGACAGGGCGAGACAUGUAAAGACAUGGACGAAUUUGAUAAGAUUUACUCGUACGCCCAUGAUGACGAUGGUGGAAGUGAGGAUGCCUGUGACGAAGCCAGCUCAGACGAUAGCGUGGAUUCGAGUUGCGAUGAACGUAACGACGCCGAAGCAGAUUGCGAACCUCCCAACGUGAAUAACAUGCGUAGCGCAAAUACACACAUUGCCAACGAAAUGAUGCACGAGGAAAUCCAUUCGAAGAGCAACCCGAACAAGUGCAUUCGAACAGAUAAAGAAAAGAACCUUGUAAUGGACAAAAUUAAGAUGAACCUGUACAUAAAAACAUAUAUUAUGCACCUAAAAAUUACCGUAAUCACAUUUGAGCACUUCUUUAACCUGCUGAAUAAAUUCCUCCUAAUCAACUAUGACAGUAGUAUCUUUGUGAGCAUCUAUAACAGCAUUUUUAAGGACUACCAAAUGGAAGACUUAAAUUUUGUGACGGAAGAAGAUAUCACAAACGAUCACAAAUUGUCGUACCAGAUAUAUGAGGAGAGUUUCGAAAACAUUGACAAAAAGUUACAUUACAAAGGGGAGAACGUAGCCAUGAACGACAUAGAAAAAAACCUGUUUCUUAUAAAAAUUCCCAAGGCUGAAGGAGAAGAGGAUUGGCUAUUCAUUGAGCAUCUCAUCAUGAGUAUCAUCAAUUUCUCGUACAUUUGUUUUAGUAUAUACAAAGACGAUAAGCAUAAAAUGAGCAAAAAAGAAACAAAGAAAUCGAGCAGUGUGUACACCUUCCCAGAUAGUAGCUAUGCACAGCUUAGAGAAAAAAACGGGAAAUUCUUUUUCCUCUGUGGAAUAUACCUUAUGUACAUUUUACAGUUCCUGAAGAAGAACAUUCUCUAUCGAUUCAUUGACAAAAUAAUUUACAUGUUGGAAAAAAUCUCCAAGAACGUUUAUGUGAAUAGUUGCAUCAUUAAUAUAUACCUGCACAUGUUGCAGCUCAUCACGCCUAAUAAUAUUCUGUACAAAAAUACGAAUAACACAAACAUUUCGUUGAAUGAUAAAGAUAUUUACAUUUACAUUGAAAAGGCAACCAUCUACACGGAAAGUAUUAACAACAUUAUUAACAAUAAUAAUGUGUUGCUAAAAUUGAACAAUUUUAAUAUUGAAAAUAUUAUUCUCUCACUCCUCCCCUAUUUGCUAUAUUUUAAUAACAAGAAGGAAGAAAUUAAUGCACAUAUCGCGUCCAUUAAUUCAGAAUGCCUUCACAUUAUUUCGAACAUAUAUUAUAAAAGUACUUAUAUGUACAUGAACAACCAGAAGAGAGCAAGCAAGCAAGACAAUAUGGAAGGAUCUUGGCAAGAUGAUAACUAUAAUUCCAGUUUGUACAGAAUGUAUAACGACAAUAUUUCAUUUGAGAAAAUCAUCGAAUUGAAAAAAAUGUACAUCUUUUUGCUCAUAUGUUUUGUUCUGUCUCUGGCUUGCUCCUUCAGCUCCAAGAGAACCAGAAGUGAAGCCUACAUAAAGCUGCAGCAAUUUUUGUUUAAUGAAAAUUAUAUUUUUAAAAAGGUGAAAAAUCCAAAUGGGGACAAUUCGCCGAAUAUGGGCAAUAACAAAAGCGAAAAAAAUUCCAAACAGGAAAAGUACGUAUAUAGGGACGAAAAGUUGAUAGACUUGAUAAGCAACUUUAUCAUCCUUCCACUGAUCACGUACAAUUACUACUUUCCCUUUAUAUGCAAAAGUGUGCAUUGGGGCCAGGAGGCAAACGGUGGUUCAAAAAGUUGCAUAAACGAGGCCCAAUGUGACCAGAACGAGCCACAAGACACAACUGCACAUGCGAAGAACAACUACUGCAAGGAAGCCCUGCUCAACUUUAACCUGUACAACAAAAGGAACAACGACAUAUCGAGCAAAAUGUGGAAACGGAACGAAUACGAAAACUGCGGCUGCAUUAUUAAUUACAAAAAUAUAGAAACGGUGGAUCAGGACCUAAACGUACUAACCAGUUUGUUCAACUAUGCCAAUGAUUAUUACAUACACACCAUGCUACAUAAACAAUACAAUUACUAUUUCAGCUACUUGUACGCCAAAAAAUUACUAAGCUACGAUAACGUGUGCUACAGGAAAAGCAUGAGCAUAAGCUUUGUCAGUCACAUCAUUUUGUCUUUCCUGCAUUCGUUACUGAAUUACGCAGGGGAUGGAUGCGAGAAUAGCGACGAAGGCGAAAAGGGGCUCAAUAACGGUGAUAUCGAUCCUACUAAAGGGAAGAACGAUUCGACUUCAUCAGAUGAUUGCAGAGAAUCACAUGACAUCAACCUCUAUGAUCUGCUUUGCCUAAAUAAUGACAAAUCGUGCAACAAAAUUGUCACGAAAACGAAAUGUGAAAAUAAUUGCAUUUUCUACUUUUUGAAACAUUUCUAUCACGCACUGCUAACGAUCAAAGAAGAAACGAAGAAAAUUUUAAAUAUUUACAAAGAGACCUUUAUCGAGAACAUUAAAAAUAUAAUCUAUGUCUCAUCUUCCUAUGCCUACUGCUUGAAGGAUCACCAUGUUAACUGUUUUUCGCAUAUAAAAAAUGGCUAUUCUUUUCUAAAUGAGGAGGAGAAAAAACUGUUAAAAUCGUACAAUCUGGAAGGUGCAGAAAAGGUAGAAAGGGCAGAAAACAUGCUCGAGGGUGAUAAGGAAGUUUUUAAUAAUAUAUUGAAAUUGCAAGUCAACGUGAGGAUUAGUGUCGUUAUCGUUUACUACAUUCUGUACACAGAUAACAAUCAGAAUGAACAAUUUAAAAGUAUCUUCGAGGAGUUACUGAAUGUUUUGUUGGCCAAAUAUAGCGUAAAGUCAGAAUCACUAGACAAUGGUGCAGAUCCCAACGCUGAAUCAAAAAAGGCAGAUGAUCAAACGGAACAAAAGCAGGAAAAUUUACCUAAUGACCCUAGAAGCAGCGAAGAAAGUGCAGGGACGGCAGAAUUGGAUAAAAAGGAAGAACCAUCUGACCAAACGGCUGGAAAGGAGAAGGAUGAUGCAAACCUACAGACAGGAGAACAAAAUGAAGAGGAUAAAGAGUAA
Messenger RNA from Plasmodium knowlesi strain H, 8886 nucleotides. RefSeq names its product protein transport protein SEC7, putative. Gene Ontology annotation, molecular function: guanyl-nucleotide exchange factor activity. The transcript has a single exon. The record is from RefSeq and is a predicted model, not a curated record. Gene Ontology annotation, biological process: regulation of ARF protein signal transduction. The coding region runs from base 1 to 8886 and encodes 2961 amino acids. NCBI's taxonomy places the organism in Eukaryota, Apicomplexa, Aconoidasida, Haemosporida, Plasmodiidae.